AUGGACUCAAGAACUUCACCGGAAAUCCCAGGUAUAAUUCAGCCUGCCAACGUCACGCAAGAUUUGAGGAUGAUGAUAUGCAAGCUGUUAAACUCACCAAAACCAGCCAAGACAUUCCCUGGAUCGCAACCAGUGUCGUUUCAGCAUUCAGACAUUGAUGAGAAGCUUUUUUCACAAGAUUACUACGUGUGUGAGAAGACUGAUGGUCUGAGAGCAUUGAUGCUGAUUUUGAUUAAUCCAGUGACAAGAGAGCAGGGCUGUUUUAUGAUCGACAGAGAGAAUAAUUACUAUCUUGUGAAUGGAUUCCGGUUUCCGAGACUUCCUCGCAAAGAUAAGAAGGAACUACUCGAAACACUCCAGGACGGUACGUUGAUUGACGGAGAACUGGUGAUCCAGACAAAUCCAAUGACAAAGGUAAAGGAACUGAGGUACUUGAUGUUUGAUUGUCUAGCAAUCAAUGGUAGGUGCAUCACGCCUUCACCUACGAGCUCGAGAUUGGCUCACUUGGGCAAGGAAUUCUUCAAACCGUACUACGAUUUAAGAUCACUGUUUGGUGACAAGUGCGUUACAUUUCCAUUCAAACUCUCUAUGAAGCAUAUGAACUUCGGUUACGACUUACUGAAAGUGGUCAAUAGCCUGGACAAACUACCACACCAAUCUGAUGGUCUGAUUUUUACGCCGGUAAAGGCGCCAUACACUAUAGGAGGUAAGGACUCUAAUCUGCUGAAGUGGAAGCCAGAGGAUGAAAACUCUGUUGAUUUUAAACUGAUUUUAAGAAUCCCCAUGGUGGAGGAUGAAUCGCUCCCUAAGAAGGAUCCUGAGAGAUGGUAUUACAACUACGAUGCGAAACCCAUAUUUGACUUGUACGUUUGGCAGGGUGGUGCAGACGUCAACUCAAAGCUUAAGAACUUUGACCGCCCUUUUAGCAAGAAAGAGCUUGAAAUACUACAAAGAACGUACAAAAAAUUUGCAGAGUUAGAUGUUAGCGAUGAAAAGUGGCAAGAGUUAAAGAGUCUGGAAGAGCCACUUAACGGCAGAACUGUAGAAUGCUAUAAAGAUCAGGAGACCGGGGCAUGGAAGAUGCUCCGAUUUAGGGACGACAAACUGAAUGGUAAUCACACUUCCGUCGUGCAGAAAGUGCUGGAAAGUAUAAGCGAUUCAGUAAAAGUUGAAGACCUCGCAGAAGUGGUUCCCGAGAUAAAAAAAAGAUGGGAGGAAAGAAACGUAGGGGAUGGCCGCAAUAACCAUACGAAGCCUUUGCAGCAACACCCCAGUCAGAAUAAAGCCGUAGCUGAUCAACCCGCAUCAAAGACAGAACCUAGUUAUGUGGAUGAUGAUGAUUGGUCUGAGUAA
Molecule: messenger RNA, 1353 nt
Organism: Torulaspora globosa
Lineage: Eukaryota; Fungi; Ascomycota; Saccharomycetes; Saccharomycetales; Saccharomycetaceae
Gene: CEG1
Product: mRNA guanylyltransferase
Exons: 1
Coding region: 1-1353 (450 amino acids)
Biological process (GO): 7-methylguanosine mRNA capping
Cellular component (GO): mRNA capping enzyme complex
Molecular function (GO): mRNA guanylyltransferase activity; ATP binding
Source: RefSeq, a predicted model, not a curated record